Molecule: messenger RNA, 6648 nt
Organism: Schistosoma rodhaini
Lineage: Eukaryota; Metazoa; Platyhelminthes; Trematoda; Strigeidida; Schistosomatidae
Source: the annotation of a GenBank genome assembly
AAUGACCUUCUCCGCUCACCUAGACGACCAUCCAGAUCUGGCGCUACGCACCUUUUACAGAAAAAGAUUAAAUUUAUCAAACUGUGCACACAAUCAGGUAGAAUGAAUUCACGCUAUAAACAAUGAAAGUUUACACACAAGAUCACAUGAUUUUUUUUCUGCAAAUAGUCCAAUUUGGUUUCGAGAAUCCUAGUCUAUAAAUUACUUCUAAAGAAAUUAUCUCUAAGCAUGUUAACAAGUUAUGUAAAUACAAAAAAGCCAACAAUAUUUAAUUGUCGAAUCAGUAGCAGUAGUAGUAAUAGUAAUGAAGAUAAAAGUAUUGAUAAUAACUGUAGUAACCAUUCAGCAACAAAUAUUAUGGCACAGUUUGUAUGUAGUCGGUCGAAAUCUAUUCAGCAUACUAGUAAUAACAAUACAGGUACUACUUCUACCAAUACCAAUACUACUGCUACUCAUAAUUCUAACCAUAAUAGUGUCGUCGAAGAUGGAAUGAACAAAUUUACUAACACUUUAAAUAAUCAUAUCCUGAUGUCAGAUCCAUUUAUCGACAAUAACACUUCUACUACACACGCUAUUAAUCACAUUAAUCAAGAAUUCGGCCUGAAAAACAUUUUAACGGAGCGGAAUAUAUUUGACAAAUUUUUAAGUUGUUUUCGCCCAUUUAUUUAUCUUAUUCAAAAAGAGAAGUCCUUUCCCUCAUCAGAUCAAGACCUACCAUGGGAAGUCCCAUUUGAAUCAGUGACCGAUUUAGUGUGGAUUGGGUCUGGUGCACAAGGUGUGGUUUUUCGUGGUUGUUUUCGUGAUGAAUUGAUCGCUGUGAAAAAAGUUAAUAAACAAUCUGACACAGAUAUUCGUCAUUUACGUUAUUUAAAUCAUCCGAACGUUAUUAAAUUCAAAGGAGUUUGUGUGGAACAACCGUGUUACUGUAUACUUAUGGAAUAUUGUCCAUAUGGUCAAUUAUAUGAAAUAAUACACUCAGGCAAUCCUAUAUCACCAUCUUUAAUUUGUUCAUGGGUUAAACAGAUCGCCGAUGGAAUGCAUUAUUUACAUUCAUGUAAAAUCAUUCACAGAGAUCUUAAAUCACCAAAUGUUUUAGUCGGUUAUAAUCACCUAUUAAAAAUAUCCGAUUUUGGUGCAUCUCGUGAAUGGACAGAGAAUUCUACUAAAAUGUCAUUUACUGGCACUGUAGCUUGGAUGGCACCUGAAGUAAUACGUAAUGAACCUUGUUCAUUUAAAGUUGAUGUAUGGUCUUAUGGUGUACUUUUAUGGGAGUUAUUAACCGGUGAAAUUCCAUAUCAUAAUGUUGAUUCAACUGCGAUUCUAUGGGGUGUUGGAAGUGAAAAUCUUCGUUUACCAGUUCCAGUGACAUGUCCUUCAGAAUUGCGUGUACUUAUGAAAACAUGUUGGAAUAUCAAGCCAAGAAAUCGUCCCAGUUUUCGUCAAAUUCUAGCACAUUUAAAUGUAACCUGUUCACGUUUACUACAGUACACUGAUGAUGAAUUCAUUUCAUUGCGUCAACUAUGGAAAGAAGAAAUCACUGUUUACCUUCAAGAUAUUCGACUUGAAGGUCAGUGUACACCAAAACUUGAAGUGAUGUUAAUUCGUCGUCGACGUGAAGAAUUAUGUCAUGCACAAGAUAUUCGACGUUGUUAUGAUGAUAAACGUGAAAGAGCUAAUGAGUUAUAUAUGGAAUUAAAAAUAUUAUUAGCUGAAUGCGAAGAAGAAAAACGUAAAGCUGAACGAGAACGUUUACACUAUGAGUCGCUUAUUCAAGAACUCAAUACCAAUCGAAAACAACAACAAAAUGAAUCAAAUCAAGAAUAUUCAACUGAAGAAACAAGAAUCGGUGACAGUGAAAAACUUCAAUUCUUUAAUACAGAAAAUACAAAUGAUUGUAUAACUACUACUAAUCAAAAUAAACAACAAUUCCCUUUUUCAACAUUGUCCACAUUUUCAUUAGGACGUAAAUUAAAUGAUUUCUAUUAUCGUCGACGUAAUGAUUUCAAAUUGACUAAACCUAUUUUACAAUCAUCAUUCAUAUUACCAUCAUCAAUUGGUAGUAAUCAUAAUACAAAUUCACUUAUUCAUACUACUGAUAUCAUUCAUAAAAGUAAUAUAGAUAGAUUGGAAUUAUUAAAAAAUCAUUAUUAUUUUACAAAGCUAAGUAGUUUAGAACAAUUUAAUGAGAUUUAUCAUUUAGGUUAUCUUAUAUAUAAUAGUCUAUUUAAUACUACUACUACUAAUAAUAAUAAUAUAAGUAGUAGUUGUAGUUCACGAAGUAAUAAAAAACAAAAAUGUCCAUUUUGUGGUAAUCUUUAUUCAUCAUCCAUAAAUGGUAAUAUAGAAUUUUUAAAAUCCUACCAUCAUCAACAACAUUUACGUCGAGCAUUAACAUUGUCAAUGUUGGAAUAUAAAUUAAAAGAUCAACAAUUAACCGAUUCAUCUAUUAUUUAUAAUGGAUUAUACAAUACUACUAAUGAUAAUAAUAACAGUAGUAAUAUACAACCAAGUUCACUUCUGUAUAACACUAAAAAACAAUUUACCAGUACAAAUAGUUUGCAUCAACUUGUAAAUAUCCCUCCUCCUCCUCCACCGCCAGCAUAUGACUCUGUAAUAACAACUGACAAUGAAGUAGUACGAGGAGGUCAUCAACAAAAUGUACCAGAACAAAAUAUGCUAAGAUCGGAUUUCACUCAUACAAGUGAUAUUCACAACAACAACAACAACAACAAUAACAAUAAUAAUAAAGAUAGUCAAACAUUCUGUAAUCAUCAUGAUCAUUGGACUGAUGUCACUUCUUCAUCUUCAUCAGUGAAAUCUGUACAUCAUCAGUUAGGAGACACUAGGACAACUACCUGUAGUAGUACAACUGAUGUCACCACCACAUACACUACUACUGCUACUUCCAAUAUGAAGGGCAACAAUAAUUCAACCAAUAAUCUCAACAAGAUUCAAUCCGAUGUAAUGUUAAGUUCAACUAUAAACAAUAAAAAAACGAUGAUAAAAGAUAAUGAAAUGUUGUUUAAAACCGGUUUACCAAAAAUAACAGUUAAGAUUGACAAUGAAAAAUCUAAAGAAGACAAGACAAUUGGAAUACCUGUUAACAUUAGAAGUUGGCUUGAUCCUAUCAAAAAUUCAUCAUUAAAUGAUAAUCCCUUGACAUCUAAAUAUGAUCAGACUAAUUAUCGAUUGAAACGUUCCAUUAGUCAAGAUUCUUUAUUUUGUUAUUUGAGAAAAUUACAAUCAAUCAAAGAUAUGAAUGAAAAAUGUAUCAAUACCGAUACUACUAUUAAUACUACUACUAAGGAUAAUGAUAAUAAUACUGUUACAUCAUCAAAAAAUCAAUUUCCUCUUAUCAACAAAAAAUUCUCUUCAUGUCUAUCAAUAUUGUCAACAAUCAAUAAUUGUAAAUUAUUACAACAUCCUUGUUUACCAAUGGUUAAAGAAUUCCCUCAUCAUAUUAAUAAUCAAUAUAGUUUAACUCCAUUGAAAGUAAUGAAUGAACGAGAUUAUCUUAAAGCAAAUAUAAUUCAUCAGUCGUUUAUUCAUCAUUCUCAAUCUCAACAAAUAUCUUCAAUGGAUAAUAAUUGUUUAAAUGAAAGUCAAAUAGACUUCACUCCUGACAAAACGAUACAAAAUCAAAAUUUAAAAAUACUAAAAGAGAAUAAGAUAGAAGAUGGAGAUUGUAAAAUAAUCACCACUGUUGAUUUUCCUUUCCUUGAACAUGUAAGCCCAUUAUGGUCACCAAGUAAAGAUUUAUUUCGGCAUAAACACCAAAUGAUUAAAUCAAUGAAUACUACUACUACUUAUAAUAAUAAUAAUAACAAUAAUAAUAAUAGUAAUAAUAAUAAAGGUGACUAUGGACUGUUAUUAUUACCGACGUCAAUUUCACCUAAAUAUUCUGCAUCGAUUCCUACGGUACCACGUCGUUCGAACAGUAAUAAAAUCAAUGUUAAUAAUAAUAAUUCUGUCCUGAAUCAAACUACUCAUAUGUUAUCCGUUGUCACAACAACAUCACCAUCAUCAUAUUUACCUAUGCAUAAUAACAACAACAACAGUAAAGAAAAUCUAGAAAAUGAAAAUAUUCAAUUAAGAAAAUAUCCUGGUAGACGGAAUUUUAUCAUAAAUGAAUCAUAUUUAAAAAAUUCCAGUAUAACAAUGCCAGAUCAAAUUUCUCGACCAUUUCGUUCUCGUUACUAUCAUCAUCGUCAUCGUUCAAGACUUUAUUCUUUCUCUCAACCUAGAAGAAAUAGUAGUAGUUUGUUAGAUUUGAAUUCAAAUUAUCGAUCGACAUCUUAUUCUGCUUCAUCAUCACCACUCUCAUCGUCUAUUGGAACUCGUACACAUAUGGUGAGUUUUGUACUGAGUGUCUUUUCUUUUUUAUUGUUUUCACAUUUUCUUCUAUCUGGGCCAUCGACAUGAGCCAAACCUGACUCCAAUGUAUGCGACAGUGUCCUUCGGAUAAACUCUGACAAAAUGUAAAUUCUUUUGAUUUCCGUGAUCAACUAUUCAAGGAUGUUUAGGAUGCGAUUCUGUCCUCCUAAAUGUAAAAUGUGACUUUCGAAUUGGUCUAUGUCAACCCUUGAAUUAAUGAUAAGGAGUGACGGGGUUUAACAUUUCACUUAUUUUAAAAAUCUCAUCCCUGAUGGAUUGAAGUCACUGACUGUGUGAUCUGAGCCAUUGAGGUAGGUGCAGAUUACAUGAUUGGAGUUCACGCGAUUAUCCUAACAAAUUGUUAGUGACUUUGGGUAAUAUAGCUCAAAAUCAUUCGUAAUGGCACACAUGCAUUCAUUUCUUGUCUUUUCGGUCAUCCUGAGUCUUUAAAUCUCAUAUUUUCUUCUUUCUGUACCUAGUCUUUUCUACUACCAGUAGUUUGCUAUUUACCUUGAUAAUUUUAUCUAGGUGUGCUAUUGUGGUUUGGCAACUUGGGCCGAUGCAGGUAUGUACUAGGUUGUACGUCGCAUAUAAUUGAUCGACUGAACAGCACUAGAUCAGCACAAAAAGGACUUCAUCUUUUGUGAAUCAUUUUGUUUGAAAUCGGUCAUAGGAUUGAUAUAAAACCAACCUUUGUCCACCCAUUGUCCAUGUCUAUCUGUCUGUUUGUCUACCAUUUUGUCGUUUGUUUCUUUAUCUAUCUGUCAUAUAGUUCAAAUUAAUUUCAUCAUCUUGAUUAUCAUUAUCUCUAUGUCCUUUAAUAGAGUAUCGAGAAUUUAGCAAAUGAACUACAAUCACAUAUGAUUGAUAGUUUAAGUGAUAAAGAAUAUCAUGUUCGACGUGUAUGCAGUCGGUUAAGAAAACAACAACAACAACAGUAUCAAAAACAACCUAUUCCUAUUCAAUUUACAACAUAUGAUAUUUCUGCUCCAAAUCCAGCCUCUUUAACAUCUUCUCCAUUACCACUACCUAUUACUAUUACUUCUUUACAUGGAAGUUGUAGUAAAUUAAUCAUUUCUAAUGAUGACAAUAAUAAUAUAACAAAUGAAGAAAAUCCAUCAGUUGAACGAGUUCGUUCAUUAGUUCAUCAUUUACCUGAUCAAUCAUUUACAAUUGAAAAAAAUAAUUUAAAUUCACAAUUAUGUACACCAAAUUCAAAAGUAUUUAUGACAUCCACAUGUACUACAAUAUCCAGUAUAACAGAGGCCGAAGUUGAUUUAAGCGAUGACGAUGGUGAUAACGGCGAUGAUCAUGAUGGACUAGAUAAAGAACUUAGUGAAAAUUACAAUGAUCGCAGUGUUUUACCUUUGGAUAAAGAAAAAAAAGAAACAUUGUCUGACAAUGUUUCAAAAUGAUCACUUUGCACAAUAUAAAUACCAAUCAUUAAUCCCGAUGGCAAGCACAACAAUUCUAGCCCAGUUUUCACACACACACACACAUUGUGUGUACUGUUCUUCAACUUCUAACAGUUUUUUUAUAGAUUACUUUUUUUGCCUUUUACUUGUAUUUCUAUUGUUUUCUCCUUUUUUUCAACAAGAUAAAUUCACUGUAAAUAUUUAUAUACUACUACUAUUACUACUUAAUCAUAGUAAUCAUUAUUAUCAAUUAUUCUCUGAUAGAUACAUUCAUAUUUGCCUUUUUCCUUUUAUACCUUGAAAGAACCUUUUUCUGCAUGGAUGGAUAUUUUCCAUUUGUGUAGAGAAAUCCACUAGUGUAUUGAUUAUUAUUAUUACUAAGAACUACGUUUUAUUUUGUGUAUUAGGCGUCUCUAUCGUUUCCCUUCCCCCCUAUCCAUUUUUUUAAAAUUUUCUGACAUAAUUUCAUUUGUCCUUAUUAAUAUUAUUAUUUAUUUAUUUUUUAAUUCCCUUGAUAUUAAUAUGGUCCCCCUACCCACAAAAAUAGGACAAAUUCUGUAUAGGAAUAAUAAUAGUAAUAAUAAUGGUACUUACUCCGUUUUGUCCCCCUCCCUCUACCCUUAAUUCUCCCCCAUUUAUAUUUAUACACUCAUAAAUGGCGCACAGAAAUUUUAAUAAUUAAUCAUUUUCCUCUCACUUUUUUUCACUCACUACAGCAACUGAUUUAUUUUUCCUUUUUUUUCUUUUUUUUUAAAGAAAAGAGUCAUUUAUUUUCUCAGUUUAAUCAAAAAUUAAUUGACUUUAUCUCUUUUCCUGUCAUCUAUUCAAUUGAUAAAUAAAAUAUUAAAUCUAAUUUAAA